Molecule: messenger RNA, 870 nt
Organism: Cyphomyrmex costatus
Lineage: Eukaryota; Metazoa; Arthropoda; Insecta; Hymenoptera; Formicidae
Exons: 6
Coding region: 1-846 (281 amino acids)
Source: RefSeq, a predicted model, not a curated record
AUGCCGCAAAUUACUUUAUUUGAUCCCAAUACUGAAAAUACGUACAUAAUUGAAGUGACUAAAGCCGAUGCAAAAAGAGCUAGUGAAGAUUUGGUAUUCGCAACCUAUCUUUUAAAUAAACACUUAAAUAAACAAUCUCAGAUUGUGUCUAACUUAAUUCCUGAUGAGGAAUUAAGUCGUGCCAAUGUCGUUACGAAUCCUGCUAUUACUACAAUUAUUACAGAUACUGAUGCUUCCGUAGCUCAUGAUGCAGACAAUGAUACAGCACAAAUCGAAGGAGAUGAUUGUUUUCAAGAGAAAGACAGUUUUCGUUGGCCACAUGAAGCAAUACUUUUACUGUUACAAAUGUAUACAGACAAUGAACAUCAUCUUACAAGUGGUAAAACAACACACAAAAAAUUUUGGGAAUUGAUUGCUUCCAAAUUAAUUGCAAAUGGAUAUAAUGUAACUGGCGUACAAUGUAAAAGUAAAAUGGCAGGAUUAAAAAACACGUACAAAAAUGUAAAAGAUCACAAUGCUAAAAGUGGUAAUAGUAGGCGAACAUGGCGAUAUUUUGAGAUGAUGGAUGAAAUAUUUAAUAAAAAACCAUGGGCCGAGUCACUUCUUACAUUGGAAAGUAGCAGUUCGAGUACAACUGUGACCUCUGCUGACGAAAAAGAAGACAUUCCAAGUAAAAGAUCCAAUUCACCUUUUGGUGAAAAAAAAUUACCCUCUAAACGCAAGAAAUACAAUACGUUGGAGACAAUGAUUCAAGAAAAUGCUGCUACAAGACAAAAAAUGCAUGAAGAAGCGAUGUCACGGCAAGAUAAACUACUGGAUAUAUUACAACAAUUUCUUCAGAAAUAAUGACACGAAAGUGAUUUUACUUUA